Lepisosteus oculatus (spotted gar) is the source of this 1959-nucleotide messenger RNA. RefSeq names its product ADP-ribosylhydrolase ARH1. Gene Ontology annotation, biological process: protein de-ADP-ribosylation. NCBI's taxonomy places the organism in Eukaryota, Metazoa, Chordata, Actinopteri, Semionotiformes, Lepisosteidae. Gene Ontology annotation, molecular function: magnesium ion binding; ADP-ribosylarginine-[protein] hydrolase activity. The record is from RefSeq and is a predicted model, not a curated record.
AUGUCCUCCGUCCCAUAUUCAGACGGAGAGCAAAUGUGUUCAUUAAAACUGAAACGGUUCGUUUCAUUACGUUAUUCUGAAGGUCUCAAACAGAAAUAUCAUCUUGUGAAUUUGGGAAUAUUUAAGCUUUUUAUUAGCUGUAUUAGUCCAGUUAUUUUGAGGUUAGGGUACUGCAACGGAAAGAAACAGUUUCUGGCACGGGUUUGGCAGGACAUUUAUUAAAGUUACACACAUAGGGACAGGGGAGAUACACCAUCACAUCUACGCAGACACACGAGGGAAGAGGGCGUCUCCAGCCCUGUAUACGGGCGGUUAUUAUAUAAGAUCACUUUAUUGGCCAUAUGCAAUUUUUUGGAUGGGGUCAGAGCGCAGGGUCAGCUAUUAGGCAGUAGGAUUUCUCUGCCGGCCGCUGGAUUUGAACCGGCAACCUUCCAGCCAAACAGGCGCAGAUCCUAAGCCACAGAGUCACCGCACCUUUGUGGAAGAUUUAUGUGAAAGAAGAGUUUGAGUCAGCAGUUCACUUUCUUCCUGACAAAAUUACAUUCUUCCAGCACCAUUUAAUUGGAUCAGAAAAAAAAGAGAUACAUUAAGAGAAUAUUGAGAGACCUCUCUCUGUUCUGCAUGUUUCAGAAAAUAGUACUGUGUGUUUUCUGCAUCUUGGUUUUGACUGCCUUGAUCAUCACAGUCUCUUUAUUUAAGAAUUUACAAGACACGUCGUCAAACCGACAGCUGGAUGGGAUGUGUUCUAAGGAGACACCGGAUAGUUUUAAUCCCAGUGUUAGUGGAGUGGACAGUUGCAGACUCCAGAUGCCCUUCAAGGAGCCUGACAAGGUGUCUAAUCCCUCAGUGACAUUAGAGGAGAGAUAUGUGGCUGCCAUGGUGCUCAGUGGAGCUGGAGAUGCUCUGGGCUACAAUAAUGGGAACUGGGAAUUCUCCCGGAGCGGAGAAGCGAUUCAUACGGAGCUGACUAAAAUGGGAGGCCUUAAAAACAUUGAUGUGAAAGAUUUUAGAGUGAGUGAUGAUACAGUCAUGCACCUUGCCACAGCAGAGGCCUUGGUUCAGGUGGGGAACAAGCCACAGCUGCCAGAUCUAUAUCAUGUCCUUGCCCAGAAAUACAUAGAUUGCUUGGAUGACAUGGAUGGAAGAGCCCCUGGUGUAACAUGUAUUGAGACCAUUCAGUUUUUGAAGCCACAUGUCAAGGAUGGAUGGAAAAUCCCAUUUAACCCCAAAGGAGGUGGCUGUGGUGCGGCCAUGAGGGCUAUGUGCAUUGGGCUGCGGUUCCCCCACCCUUCCCAGGAGGAGCAGCUGGUGGCAGUAAGCGUAGAGAGUGGGCGGAUGAGCCAUCACCACCCCACGGGCUACCUAGGUUCCCUGGCUACAGCCCUCUUCACCUCUUACGCUGUCCAAGGCAAGCCCCUCGAGCAGUGGGGCCGGGGACUCCUCGACACAUUGGAGAAUGCCAAGAGCUACGUCCGUCAGUCAGGCCACUACACUGAAGAUAACCUACGGGCCUGGGAUUAUUUUGAAAACCAAUGGAAAGCCUAUCUGAACAAAAGAGGAAUAUUGGAUGGAACAAGUAAGGCCAGGUUUCCAGAGGUAUAUGGUGUCAAAGAGAGAGAUGAUUUCUAUAAAUCCCUGAGCUACAGUGGCUGGGCAGGCAGCAGUGGUCAUGAUGCACCAAUGAUAGCAUAUGAUGGUCUUCUCCGAGCUGGCGACUCCUGGACGUCACUCGCUGACCAUGCUUUCUUUCAUGGCGGAGACAGCGAUUCCACUGCCGUCAUUGCUGCAGCCUGCUGGGGUGCCAUGUAUGGUUUCCAGGGGGUCCCUAAAUGCAAUUAUGGAAAUCUGGAAUAUAGGAAGAGACUGGAACAGCUUGGGAAACAGCUAUAUAAACUCAGUCAGACUGAGAAACCAGUGUAACUGGUUAUAUGAAUAAAUAUAUAGUGAAUAUAGAAAAUA